CCUGUCCCCUUGGCUGGAACAGCAUCGUCGCGCUCGGAACCUCUUCUUUGAUGAUGUAGUUGGUGGUCCGGUGUUGCAAUCGUCGGCGUGGGUGGUGAGCUAGCAGCUAGAGAGGCACAUGCACACGACUGCUCUGAGACCGGUGCACCAUGUCCCGCAAUCCCUCUCGUCUGGCCCGUAGUCUGCAAUUGACUCGCCGGCCACUCAGCCCCGGCCCGUUCCUCUGCGUUGCUCGUCUUUCCCCGCCCCGAUACUCCCCUCUCCGACCAUCUGUCCAUCCAGCCCAUCACCCUCCUAUUGUCCCCUCUCGACACCUUACUACAAGUACUACAAGCAUCAUCCCCACCACAAUGAGCACCCUUGACCCCCGCUACGACCAACUCUUCCGCGACCUGGAACACCAAUUCCAAACCACCGCCCUCCCCGCAGAGAAAUGGUACAUCCUAGCGAUCGCAACGAUCGUUGCCGGCCCGGACCCCGAACGCGUCGACCAGCUCUACCUCUACCUCACCUCACAAGCCGCCUACCAAACCCCACAGUCCCGACAAGCCCUCUCUCGACGCAUCCGCGAAGCGCUCUUCAAAUCCGUCAUCAUCGUGGGAGUCUGCAAACCCCUCGAAGCGAUCCUCGCAAUCAGUAAACUCGAAGCCCCGGAGGACAAAGACUACACAUUCACGCGGGAGAGCUGGCAAUGCGACGAGGCCAAUCUGGCACGAGGCACCGCAUGGUUGGAGAAACUCUACGCACGGAAUACCUCCAACACGUUGGAUUUGUUCGCCGCGCAUAAGGACUUUGCGUGGUUGUCGAAGGAAAUCACCUACGGGUUGUUUUUGAGUGAUCGGAGUGUGUUGGAUGAUUUGGAUACCCAGCUCGUGGUGUUGCCGGCCAUUAUGAGCCAGAAUUUGAGGACUGAGACGCAUUGGCAUAUUCGGGGCACGAGACGGUUGGGGGUGAGUAAGGAGGAUGUGCAGGUGUUGUGGGAUCAGGUGCAGUAUGUGGCGGGGUUUUAUGGGGGGAAGUUGGAUAAGGUGCCGACUGUAGAGGAGGUGGAGUAUGAUGUUUGAUCCUUAGUGUGGUUGUAGGGUGUAUAUAGAUAGGUGUACUCCGUAUAGAUCUGGACAUAUCACUUCGGAUAGAUGGGU
Messenger RNA from Aspergillus ibericus CBS 121593, 1142 nucleotides. RefSeq lists its product as uncharacterized. NCBI's taxonomy places the organism in Eukaryota, Fungi, Ascomycota, Eurotiomycetes, Eurotiales, Aspergillaceae. The transcript has 2 exons. The record is from RefSeq and is a predicted model, not a curated record. Bases 150 to 1064 code for a protein of 304 amino acids.